GCGAAAGAAAAUCUCAUGAAAAUUAGCAAUUGGGCCAAAUAUAAUGGACUGAGAAGUUAACAAAAGGCUCAAGCAAGAAUAACAGGGACCCACGACGAAUCCCCAAGGCUUCUCCUCUAAGCCAUUAUUCCAUUCCAUUCCAUUCUUAUUCCCACCAAAAAACGAAUUAUUUUCUGAUUUUGCCCUUCAAAACCCGCCAUGUGGGGUUUUCAUUUUGUUUCAAUCUAACCUACUACUACUACUACCAAAAAUCAUCUACAACUUUGCGCAUAAACUGUUUGUAAAAAGGUUUCAACGAAAUGCCAAAGCGAAACUCCGUCGUUGUUCUCUCAUCCGAUGACGAAGAAGUAAACACACCCAAAACUCGUUCAUUCAGUGCAACCCGUACAAAGCCCAAGCCCAAGUCCACGGGCUCUAGAGGAAGAAACAAGAAGGCCCGUGUUUCCAGUUCUGCGCCUCGUCCCUCUAAGCUUUAUGAGAUAAACUUGUUUGAUGAUGACUUCAAUCAAGUGUUUACUGGGUCAAAGGUAUUCGCUGGUACUCAGAGGAACACUGCAGGGGAGCUAUGGGUUGAUAAAUACAAGCCCCAUUCGCUGGAAGAACUUGCUGUUCACAAGAAAAAGGUUGAAGAAGUUAAGACGUGGUUCGAAGAAAGGUUGAAACCUUCAAAGGAUGUCUACAGAAAUAACGUUCUUGUCGUCACCGGGCAGGCAGGAGUUGGAAAAUCUGCUACUAUUCAUUUAAUUGCUUCUCAUCUAGGCGCGGUAGUAUGUGGAUGGAACACACCUACACCUGUAAUUUGGCAAGAGCAUCUUUAUAACUCUGGAACAGAAACAAAAUACACUUCUAAGUUGGAUGAAUUUGUAAGUUUUGUUGAGAGAAUACGGAAAUAUGGAUUAAUACCAACUUCCUUUACUGGGGAGUCAAAGCCUUCCGUCAUAUUUUUAAUAGAUGAUCUUCCCUUGAUGCAUAAUAAAGCUGCUUUAGGAAGACUUAAAGAAUGCUUGCAUCUUUUGGUGCACAAAACUCAGAUACCCACAGCCAUAUUGGUCACAGAUUAUGGCAAUACUGACUCAGCAGAUUAUAAUGCACGGUCUGUGGAAGAACUUAAGACAUCUCUAGAAAGUUCUGGGGCUUGUAAGAUUGCAUUCAAUCCAAUUACAGUUAAUUCUAUUAAGAAAGUACUUUUUAGAAUAUGUCAAAUGGAGCAGUGUGAUGUGACUGCUGACCAUGUUGAUUUAAUAGCAAAAGCAAGUGGAGGUGACAUCAGACAUGCAAUUACUUCUCUACAGUUUUUCUGUCUGAAUCCAAAUCAAGUGUGCUCUUUGUCUCAAUCUACUCGCAGUCCUCAUGCAUUAAAAGAGGAAAGUAAUAGACCUGUUGAAUUAGACGAUGGAUCUUCCUUGUACUUCGGAAGAGAUGAGACACUAUCUUUGUUUCAUGCCUUGGGAAAAUUUUUGCACAAUAAGAGGGAGACUGGAGUUGCAGCAGAAUAUGACCCAAAUAGCUUUCUCAUACAAGAAAGAUUUUCAAGAUUACCUUUAAAAAUGGAUGUCCCGGAGAAGAUUCUUUGUCAAGCUCAUGUGCAACCUGGUCCAGUUGCUGAUUUUCUGCAUGAAAAUGUUCUAGAUUUUUUAAAUGACGAGGCAGUCGAGGAUGCAUGGGUUUUGUCUUCAUAUCUAGGUGAUGCUGACAUCCUUCUUUCUAAGCUUCGGGGAAUGGUAUCUAGUUAUAAUGAGGCAGAGAGUAUUUUACAGUCAGCUGCUGCGUCAAUUGCUGUUCGUGGGGUGCUAUUUGGAAAUUCUUGUCCACUUUCCUCCAGGUGGCAUGCAAUCCGUCGACCAAAGCUCUGGCAGGUUGAGAGAGAAUCAUCAUACCACAGGAAUGAGAUGUUUAGGCAGAGAAUCCCUGCUUGCAAUCAGUCGAGUUCUUAUCAUAUGUCAAUUAUGGCCACAGAAUACAUGCCUAUGUUUAAAUUGCUUGGAAAUAGGGUUGGUAGUGGAUAUAAUGAACCGCAUCAGGAAUCAGUGCAGAACUUGGAUACAGAAAAUUUUGAUAUUGACAAAAUGAGUUUAGAUGAUGAAGCAAUGGAGAUCUCUGAUGAUGAUAUAGAAGAUUGGUAGGCUAAUUGUUCAGUUUGCAGACCUUCCUAUUAGACAGUUAUUCGCUCUUUUUAUCUCCAGUGUUGAUUAAGGCUGAAGCUUUUCUUAGGGAAUGGGAAGUUUUUUGUGAAUAUAGGAGUUUUUUGUAAUUGGUGCUCAGAUGUUGAUGUAGUCAUUGGUUUGUAAUUGGCUGAAGCUUUUCUCUUAAUGAGAAUGUGUCUGUAAAUGUCAUUGCACGGUUAAAAUAGAUAUCAAUCUAAUUUUGCUUUCUUCAAUAGAAUUAAAAUAUUUUUCAUUUUGCAA
This is a messenger RNA of Trifolium pratense (red clover), 2405 nucleotides long. RefSeq names its product cell cycle checkpoint protein RAD17. Bases 300 to 2123 code for a protein of 607 amino acids. The transcript has 12 exons. Lineage: Eukaryota; Viridiplantae; Streptophyta; Magnoliopsida; Fabales; Fabaceae. The record is from RefSeq and is a predicted model, not a curated record. Gene Ontology annotation, biological process: DNA damage checkpoint signaling; mitotic DNA replication checkpoint signaling; DNA repair. Gene Ontology annotation, molecular function: chromatin binding.